AAAUCGGAGCCAUUACUUCACAAAAGUGGAAAAUGGGAUGACUAAUUGUUAACUAAACAUGGGAAUGAGGAUGAAGCCCUUAACGUCCCUUCAAGGCUUAUUAUUCUCCUCUCCAUUACCAUGUCUCUCUUCCACUAAUCACCAUUUUUUCCCCUAACAUUUUUUUCAUUUUUUUGACACAUUUUAGAAAAAAAUGAGCAAUUCCCCAUUGGCAACAGGCACCAUCACGACUUGUCGAAGACCGAUAGAUUCUGUCGAAUACGCGGAGGAAAAUGGUAACGGGAAAGUUAAUAUAGGACAUCACAAGCAUCGAAAAAUAUCGUCGUCGGUUAAUGCGUUAAUGAGACCAGGAAGAUAUCUAAGCCGUUGGAUUUUUGGUGCAUUAAUCUUACUUAUGAUUUCCACCAUGUUUGUGAAGAUUAUUCUCAUACAUUUAUUUCUUAGAGUUAAUGCCACCAUCACUUCCCAUCAUGAUUUCUUACAACUUCCACGUCAUGUCAUGCAUGCACAGAAUAGUGAAAUUUGGGCAAACCUUGGAAGUGAUAAGUUUUAUAAAUGUAUCGAUCGAUCAAGUAUAAAGACAAAAGACAAAAGUAUGAGCAAUGGUUAUAUUUUAGUUCAUGCAAAUGGAGGACUUAACCAAAUGAGAAGCGGGAUAAGCGAUAUGGUAGCAGUAGCAAAACUAAUGAAUGCAAGCUUGGUUCUUCCUAUGUUAGAUCACAAAUCCUUUUGGACAGAUCCUAGUGAAUUCAAAGAUAUCUUUGACUGGCAACAUUUCAGAAAAUCUUUGGAAGAUGAUAUUGAAGUAUUGGAGUCUCUUCCUCCAAGUGUUGCAAAUAUUAAACCUUUUGUCAAAGCACCUGUUUCUUGGUCAAAGGCCAGUUACUAUAGUAGAGAUAUUUUGAAGAUAUUGAAGAGACAGAGAGUACUAGAAUUCACUCACACUGAUUCGCGGCUAGCAAACAAUGGCAUCCCAGAUUCAAUCCAAAAACUCCGAUGCCAUGCCAUGUAUGAAGCCAUUCGUUUUACGGAGAAAAUUGAACAACUUGGAACAAAGUUAGUAAACAGACUCAAGGAAAAUGGUGAACCAUAUAUAGCUCUGCAUUUAAGAUAUGAGAAAGAUAUGCUGGCUUUCACAGGCUGCAAUCACAAUCUUACCGAAAAGGAAGCAGAGGAGCUUCGAAAAUUGAGGUACAAAACAAAGCAUUGGAAAGAGAAAAGGAUAAAUGGGACAGAAAGGAGGGUUCUAGGGCUAUGUCCUAUGACACCUCGAGAGGCUGCCAUUUUUCUGGAGGCGAUGGAAUAUCCAUCAAACACUAAAAUCUGCAUAGUCGCGGGAGAUACUUUUGGGAAAAAUGGUUUAAAGGCACUUCAAGAAAGGUAUCCAAAUGUAUAUUACCAUUACAAUUUGGCAACAGAAGAAGAGUUGAAACCUUUUAUGCAAAGGCAUAAUCAGCUUGCUGCAUUAGAUUAUAUUUUAGCUCUUCACGCUGACGUUUUCUUAUACACGUAUGAUGGGAAUAUGGCUAAAGCAGUCCGUGGUCAUCGCCUAUUCCAAGGCUUUUGGAAAACAAUCAAUCCUGAUAAGCAAAAUUUUGUGAGACUUAUCGAUGAAAUGGACAACAAGAAGCUAAGUUGGAAAGAAUUUGCAAGUCAAGUUAGGUUGUUACAUGUAAACAGAACAGGAGCACCAAAUGUUAGAGCUGUUGCGCAUUCACCUAAACAGGAGGAAAAUUUCUAUGCAAAUCCUUUCCCUGGUUGUAUUUGUCUCAGAUGAUUGCCACGACAUUCCUUAUAGGCUGGCUUCCAAUGGCUAAAUUCUCACUUCUCAUCCGCCGCACAGAGCCAAAUGCACUAUGGGUUCACAUGUAUACGAGUAUCGAUAUUGAGUUGAACCAUACAAUGUAAGGUCCAUCUGUCUGAUCGUUUGUAUAUAAAUCAACAUGACUGAUGCUUACACAAAUCAAGUUUACAUUUCAGCAUAUACUUUUGGUUGAUCUUUUACGUAAAUAAAACAUGAAAUAAUAUAAACUUGAAA
Messenger RNA from Solanum pennellii, 2038 nucleotides. RefSeq names its product O-fucosyltransferase 19-like. The transcript has 8 exons. Gene Ontology annotation, cellular component: cytoplasm. The record is from RefSeq and is a predicted model, not a curated record. NCBI's taxonomy places the organism in Eukaryota, Viridiplantae, Streptophyta, Magnoliopsida, Solanales, Solanaceae. Bases 194 to 1777 code for a protein of 527 amino acids.